GUUCCAAAUCAACUUUAAUGCAAGCAGUCUCACAUCGUAAUCAUCAUCAACAGGAUUAAAGGAGACAUAUUAUUCUUGAUUCCGAGUUUUAACUUGCUACAGUACUAUACACUAUAUUUUCCAUUCAACAGACACAGCAAGAUAUACAUUUAGUCCCGUAUUUGCUACAAAUGCAGCUGCAAGAAUCGACAGAGAUGAAGACUAGAAGCUGACUUUUUUGUAUUUUUCAUUGACACCGGCAUCAGAAACAAUUUGUUAUACAUAAGAUUUUUUACCUUGGUGUUGUUUGAUGUUUUUUAUCCCUCAUUCAUUGGAAACUAAAGGUUGUAUCAUACCGUCAACAUUUUUGAAACCGCAAGUUCUGUGUAAAUUAUAUCAACACUCCAGUGAGCGUUGGAUGCCUAAGGAUCACAAUGGCUGUGGCCAACACCACCAAAACGUCAUGGAAAUUACAGGAGAUUGUGGCCCACUCCAGUAAUGUGUCUUGUCUGGCCCUGGGGAAAAGCUCAGGCCGUCUGCUGGCCACGGGUGGUGAGGAUUGCCGAGUCAACAUCUGGGCUGUCAGCAAACCCAACUGCAUCAUGAGUCUGACUGGCCAUAAUAACCCGGUAAGUUGUGUACAGUUUAAUAACUCUGAAGAACAGGUGGUGGCUGGCUCUCAGUCUGGAUCGCUGCGCGUAUGGGAUCUGGAGGCUGCAAAGAUCCUGAGAACUCUAAUGGGCCACAAAGCCAACAUCUGCAGCCUGGAUUUCCACCCGUUCGGGGAGUACCUGGCAUCUGGCUCCAUGGACACCAACAUCAAGCUCUGGGAUGUACGGAGAAAGGGCUGCGUGUUCAGGUACAAGGGUCACACUCAGGCAGUGAGGUGUCUAGCCUUCAGUCCAGAUGGGAAAUGGUUGGCCUCCGCUAGUGAUGACAGCACCAUCAAGCUUUGGGACCUGACUGCAGGGAAGAUGAUCACAGAAUUCACAGCACACACUGGAGCUGUUAACAUAAUGCAGUUCCAUCCCAACGAGUAUCUGCUAGCAUCAGGCAGCUCUGACAGGACCAUAAAACUGUGGGAUCUGGAGAAGUUCAAGAUGAUUGGCUCUUCAGAAGGAGAAACGGGGCCUGUCAGGUGUCUGGCCUUUAACCUGGAUGGCUGCUGCCUAUACAGUGGUGCUGUGGACUCUCUGCGGGUGUAUGGCUGGGAACCUGAUCGCUGUUUUGACCUGGUGCCAGUGGGUUGGGGCAAGGUGGCUGACCUGGCUGUCUGCAACCAUCAAUUGAUUGGCGUGUCAUACAACCUGACUAAUGUUUCUUCCUACGUGGUGGAUCUGAUGCGGGUCAAGAAGUCCGGCUCUGUCAUCCAAGGCAUGAUCCAGGAUGACCAGCCACUCCCAGAGCCCUCCCUGAAAGGAUCCACGUUACGACGUAACUAUGACCGGCCUCUCACCACCUGCAACGCACAGAGGGUAAAGCAGAGCUCAGUUUCGGAACGACGCAGUCCUGAGGGGGAGAGGAGGAGUCCCAGUAGCGAGGACGAGAAAGAUGAGAAGGAGUCUUCUGCUGAGAUCCGUAACCCUGAGGACUACAAAGAAAUCUUCCAGCCAAAGAGCUCUAUCUCUCGCACCCCUCCAAAGAGUGAGCCCUUCCCUGCCCCACUAGAAGACGAGAGUUUUGUUGUGAGGGCUAACCAAGGCCUGGCAGAGCUCAUGACUCCUCUACCUGACAGACAACAGCCUAGCUUGUUGAAGAACCCUCCCGUGGCCUCCUCCACUCCUGUCCUCAGGGUGGAACCUACAGUGGUUGCCACAGCACCCCGUCCCAUUUCUGUGGUAACAACACGAUCUCAAAUCUCCAAUCACACACCUGCACCCUGCCCAGACCCCCCACAACCUGUUGCUAUUGCAAAGGCAAAAACCCAGACCAGCAUCAUCUUCUCCACCAGGAAUGAACCAAUAGGACUCAACGUAGGAGAUUUCCUGCCUCCUGCUCGUAACAACCGUCCCAGUGUUCUGAGUGAUGACGAAGCUUUGGCCCAGAUCAGAAAGGGCCACGACACCAUGUGUGUGAUGCUUACCAGCCGACACAAGAACUUGGACACCAUCCGAUCUGUGUGGGGCAGUGGGGAUGUCAAGACCUCUUUGGACUCGGCCGUGUCGAUGAAGGACCUCUCUAUCGUUGUGGAUAUUCUCAACAUCAUUAAUCUCAAAGCGUCGCUGUGGAAACUAGACCUGUGCACCUCAAUCCUGCCUCAGAUCGAAGAACUGCUGCAAAGCAAGUAUGAGAGUUACGUGCAAACAGGCUGUACAUCUCUUAAACUGAUCCUGAAACGCUUCUGGCCUCUCAUCUCUGACACACUGACAGCGCCCCCUUCUGUCGGAGUGGAUAUAACACGGGAGGAGCGCCACCAGAAGUGCAAGGCAUGUUUCAAGCAGCUGAAGAACCUCAGCAAUGUGGUGAAGAACAAGGCCGACAAGGUGGGUCGCCAUGGUAGCACCUUUAAAGAGCUACAAUUGCUCAUGGCCCCACUGGACUACUAAGCACUGUCUAUGCAGAGAGACACCCAGAUCCAAGAUGCCAGUCCAAAGACCUAACAUCGGGGACAGCUGUGCCGUGAAGAUUCGUGCCUGACUAAUUGAUUGUUAAUGGCUGCGUCACAUGAUAGUAAAUCAGGAGACAACACAGCUUGUGGGUGGACCAAUGCAGUAGACAGAAGGCUGAGUCUGUGGACACUGCAUCCAGAUAUGGCACCACUACUGAAGGAUUCCAUGUUAGACCUCACUGCUGUGUUCUCAGGGUAUGGGGUGUAACGCUGAUUUUAAAAACAAUCACUAUUGGUUCCGUUUCAGGCUUUGGGGUUCUGAGAGUAUGUAUUUGUCAAUAUAUGUUUGUUUCAAGUGAGAAAUUCACACCCACCUUAACUUUCAUCCACCCAAUAGAUUAGCACACACGUUUUUCAAAAAUUCCACCACACUCUUGCACAUAUCUGAUUGGACCAGCUUCGAGUCAGUUUGCUGGUUUUAGACAUUGCAGUUAUUAAGGAAAUGUUCCCAGUUAGUGGCACAAUGCAUGGGCUUAUUCGGAUAAUCCCUGAAAGGUUUGAUGCCUAAAGGCUGUGAUUGGCCUGAAUCCUGGUCUAAGGUAGUAUGUGUUCAUGUGAUUGAAGCGCUGGGUUUAAUAUAUGUUGUGAUUUCUCUUGAAAUGUUCUGUCUUUUUCUGUACUGGAGAAGUUGCCCCUAGAUCCACUCUUGUGUUAAGUAUUGUUAACACUAAAAGAACAUGCUUUUUCAAAUAAACACUUUAAAAUGCAGAGUCUGUUGUUUAAGGCUUGCUUCAGGAAUCAAGCUGUGGGUGAUUUAUGGAAUUAAAAGGAACAUGUCUUGUUA
Messenger RNA from Esox lucius (northern pike), 3371 nucleotides. RefSeq names its product katanin p80 (WD repeat containing) subunit B 1 (gene katnb1). The transcript has 20 exons. The coding region runs from base 414 to 2525 and encodes 703 amino acids. Gene Ontology annotation, cellular component: katanin complex. Gene Ontology annotation, molecular function: microtubule binding. The record is from RefSeq and is a predicted model, not a curated record. NCBI's taxonomy places the organism in Eukaryota, Metazoa, Chordata, Actinopteri, Esociformes, Esocidae. Gene Ontology annotation, biological process: microtubule depolymerization; microtubule severing.